Talpa occidentalis (Iberian mole) is the source of this 1738-nucleotide messenger RNA. It is a transcript of the gene GABRG1, whose product is annotated as gamma-aminobutyric acid type A receptor subunit gamma1. NCBI's taxonomy places the organism in Eukaryota, Metazoa, Chordata, Mammalia, Eulipotyphla, Talpidae. Gene Ontology annotation, cellular component: neuron projection; dendrite membrane; postsynapse. Gene Ontology annotation, biological process: monoatomic ion transmembrane transport; regulation of postsynaptic membrane potential; gamma-aminobutyric acid signaling pathway. The record is from RefSeq and is a predicted model, not a curated record. The transcript has 9 exons. The coding region runs from base 130 to 1527 and encodes 465 amino acids. Gene Ontology annotation, molecular function: GABA-A receptor activity; GABA-gated chloride ion channel activity; benzodiazepine receptor activity.
UGGGAGUCGCAUCCUACCUGGUUGGGAGGUGCUUUGCUUUGCUACACUCCUUUUUCUCUCGUACUCACCGGGCUGCAGCUUAGGUGGGAGACAGACUUGCUUAGAGAACUGAGCAGAAAAACAAUCCCGAUGGGCUUUUGGAAAGCUUUUCUCUCCUCCCAUUUUCUUCUGUGGAGUCAAAGUAGAGGGGUGAGGCUGAUGUUCUUGCUACUGGCCCUGCAUUUGGGCAACUGUGUUGAUAAAGCAGAUGAUGAAGAUGAUGAGGAUUUAACAGUGAACAAAACUUGGGUGUUGGCGCCAAAGAUUCAUGAAGGAGAUAUCACACAAAUUCUUAAUUCACUGCUUCAAGGCUAUGACAAUAAACUUCGCCCAGAUAUAGGAGUGAGACCUACAGUCAUUGAAACUGAUGUUUAUGUAAACAGCAUUGGACCAGUUGACCCCAUUAAUAUGGAAUAUACAAUAGACAUAAUUUUUGCUCAAACCUGGUUUGAUAGUCGUUUAAAAUUCAAUAGUACCAUGAAAGUGCUGAUGCUUAAUAGUAAUAUGGUUGGAAAAAUUUGGAUUCCUGACACUUUCUUCAGAAACUCAAGAAAAUCUGAUGCUCAUUGGAUAACAACGCCUAAUCGCCUGCUUCGAAUCUGGAAUGAUGGACGAGUUCUAUAUACUCUAAGAUUGACAAUUAAUGCAGAAUGUUACCUUCAACUUCAUAACUUUCCUAUGGAUGAACAUUCCUGUCCAUUGGAAUUUUCAAGCUAUGGAUACCCUAAAAAUGAAAUUCAGUAUAAGUGGAAAAAGCCUUCUGUAGAAGUGGCUGAUCCUAAAUACUGGAGAUUAUAUCAGUUUGCGUUUGUAGGUUUACGGAACUCAACUGAGAUCUCUCACACAAUCUCUGGGGAUUACAUUAUCAUGACAAUUUUUUUUGACCUGAGCAGAAGAAUGGGAUAUUUCACUAUUCAGACCUACAUUCCAUGCAUUCUGACGGUUGUCCUUUCUUGGGUAUCUUUUUGGAUCAAUAAAGAUGCAGUACCUGCAAGAACAUCACUUGGUAUUACCACUGUUCUCACCAUGACGACUCUGAGUACAAUUGCCAGGAAGUCCUUACCUAAGGUUUCUUACGUGACUGCAAUGGAUCUGUUUGUUUCUGUUUGUUUCAUUUUUGUAUUUGCAGCCUUGAUGGAAUAUGGUGCAUUGCAUUAUUUUACCAGCAACAAAAAAGAAAAUGCUCCUAGAGAAAAAAAGCUAAAAAACAAGGCCUCGGUAUCCCCUGGAGUCCAACCUGGAUCUACUCUGAUUCCAAUGAACAGCAUUUCUAUGCCGCAGGGAGAAGAUGAUUAUGGAUAUCAGUGUUUGGAGGGCAAAGAUUGUGCCAGUUUCUUCUGUUGCUUUGAGGACUGCAGAACAGGAUCUUGGAGGGAAGGAAGGAUACACAUACGCAUUGCCAAAAUUGAUUCCUAUUCUCGAAUAUUUUUCCCAACAGCUUUUGCUCUGUUCAAUCUGGUUUAUUGGGUUGGUUAUCUUUACUUAUAAAUUCUAUUUACUAGCCAAAAAUCAUAAGAAGCCUGACUAAAUCCAAAAUAAUCUUCUGUACUUAAGUACAUGAAGUUUAAAUUUAAAAUGUAAAAGAACAAAUGGAUAAAAUGUGAAUAGUAUUUUAAUUAUUUUAAGAGUUUCAUAGGUAAACAGCUUUUAGAUUAAUUUACCUAAAUUUAUGUAAAACAGACUAGUUGCAAAAUUCAGU